AUGGAUCGUCUGGAGCUGCAACAUUUAAUAUGGCUGGAGCUCUGCGGCGGACGUCACAACCUCGCGCCCAUUGAUCAAAUCAACGUGACACACGUCCUCGACGUCGGCUGCGGUACUGGCAACUGGACCAUUGACUUUGCCAACUUGCACCCCGAGAUCCAGGUCGUGGGGACCGACUUGUCGCCCAUCCAGCCCGAGUAUGUGCCCGUCAACUGCACUUUUUACAUUGACGACGCUACUCACGAAUGGUCCUUUCACCAGCGCUUUGACUACAUUCACGUCCGCGCCCUAACCAUGGGCAUCGCCGACUGGGACCGCCUCAUUGACCAGGCCUACAACUUCCUGCAGCCCGGCGGCUUCCUCGAGCUGCAAGAGUUUCAUAUCCCCAUUGAGUCGCCCGACGGCUCCAUCCGGCAAGGCAGCGCCCUGUGGCGCUGGGGCCAGGCCAUCCAGCGCGUGUGUGCCCGCCUCGGCAUUGACUCGAUGGGGGCGCUCAAGCACCCCGAGCGGCUGCGGCGGCGCGGCUUUGCAGCCGUCGAGGAGCUUCACCUGCGGGCGCCGCUCGGGCCCUGGGCCAAGGGCCAGCGGCAGAAGCGCCUGGGGUGGAUGGGCCGAAAGGACUUGUACGAGGGCAUUGACGGCAUUAGCAAGAAGUUAUUUGUCAUGAUGGGCGAGGGCACCGAGGACGAGGUCGACAAGUUCUUGGAGGAGUGCAAAAGCGAACUCAUGGAUUCGUCGGUAAAUUUGAAUUUCCCUCUCCAUCUAUCCCGUGACUUGGGCAGAAAGUUCCGAAUACAUCCAUGUAUGCCCCUGGACGUGACUUGGGGACAACGACCCUUUGAAAGCUAA
This is a messenger RNA of Pestalotiopsis fici W106-1, 849 nucleotides long. RefSeq lists its product as uncharacterized. The transcript has 2 exons. Gene Ontology annotation, molecular function: methyltransferase activity. Lineage: Eukaryota; Fungi; Ascomycota; Sordariomycetes; Amphisphaeriales; Sporocadaceae. The coding region runs from base 1 to 849 and encodes 282 amino acids. The record is from RefSeq and is a predicted model, not a curated record.